UUCAUCAAAAGCAAGUUUAGUAAACACCGAUUAAAAGUAAAAUGAUAAACUAUUGGUUUAAUAAUUUAAAAGAAACAUAAAACUUAAACUAAAAAUCACAUCAAGAAAUAAAUUAAUAAAAAGGUAAACGUCUGCUUUUUGCCUGUGAAUGAAACAAAAAGAAAAAACAAAUCCCAGAUUUCUUCUGCAUGCGUUUUUAUUAAGUCGCUAUCUACGCGCACCGCAAACAGCAAAAUACAGUUAACAACAUACAACAGUAGGAUUGUUCAUGGUCUACGACACAUACGAGAAAAUGAUUGAUGAGCAAUUAAUUGAUGAAGUUGAACAACAUGGAGUUAUCUAUAAUCGGCAAAAAUAUUGCAUCAACAUGGGUGCUGGUUCGGCAAAUGGCAAUAGCAGUGGUGGCGGAGUCAACAAGUACGAAACAAAGGAUGAGGCUUGGCAGGAAAUCGCCAUGAAUUUAAGAUCUGACGUUGAAACAUGCAAAAAACGUUGGAAAUACCUACGAGAGCGUUAUGUAUCACAACGCAAACAAGGCGAUCCUCCAGUAUACGAACAUCUCUCACGUCCAUAUUUGGAAAAAAUGAAAUUCCUCGAUCAACACAUUCAGCCACGCAAAUCCUAUCGCAAUGUAUCAAGUUUCCUAACAUCACCCAAUGCCAGUAAUUCAUUUUGUGAAUACAAUAUGGAUUCUUCGAAAUCGAAUAGUUCAAUGAAAAAUCAUUCUUUUAAUGCCCAACAACAUCAUCAACAACAGCUGCAACACCAACAACAGCAACAAUCACAAUCUCUAUCCUAUCCCCAAGAGAAUAUCAUAAAAACCGAAGAAGAUCCAACGUUUCGUGAUUUUGUAGCAGCAGUUGCAUCACAAUCGCAACAUCUUCAACAAAUCAAUGCCCAUCAUGCGUCGUCAUUCAAUCCAAGUAUGAUGGCUAGUCCUAGCGAUAAUGGCGGCAAUCAUCACAUAUCCAAUAUUAUACCUCCGCCUAUUCAACAGCAAUCUGUAGAUAACUAUGACCAAUUUCGGGCGAGUGAGCAAGGUGCAUCUGCGAGUGGGGCGGCCAAUGUUGGCAAUGGAGUGGCUUCAUCAACAUCCUCAUCAAUGAAGUCUCCUUUAUCGUCAUCGCCACCACCUCCGCCACCGGUUACAGCAAAUAAUAAUGCAUCGUCUGAGUUAAGUGAUGAGCAAAACUUUGCAACAAACAGCAGUGGCAAUAGCAUGAAGAAAGCCCGCGUACAAGUGUCGAAUCAAUAUCUGGACACCUCAGAUUCAGAUGAUAGUCCAUUGUCAUCGAUGCGGCAUGCGAAGAUGUUAAACGAUAGCAAACACGCUGUCCAACAUUUACAUCAAUCUCAUCAGCAUCAUCAACAACAACAGCAACAACAAAUCCUACAGCAACAACAAAAACACCAACAACAAUACAAUAAAAUGUUCAACAAUCCAUCACGUAAUAUGAAUUCCCUCAACCAUACACCAGCAGCUGCCUCCGGAGGACUUUAUCCAUCGAGCAAUGAUUUUUUAUUUUCACUCUAUCAACAAAUGUCGCCAGCAGCUGCUGCUGCAGUAGUUCAACAAGAACGAAAUAUCAAUGCUGCUGCAGCUGUGGCCUCAACAAGCUCUGCACGCAGUUCGGAACACCUCCUUGGCGAAUUGGUUACAUCUGAGCUCCUCAAAAUGAAUAAGGAUCGUCGAAAAACCGUCCAAAAAAGAAUUCUCGAAAUAUUAUUUUUUGAGGAUUAGAAGAGUUUUGUUUGUUGAUAAAUGCCUCGGGUAAGUGCUUAGUUGCAAUAAGAUUUAGAUUAUAGUGAAAAAGUAUAACCAAAAUCACAUCAUUAUUUAAAAACAUAAACAAACAAAGAUUUGUACAAUAUAAAACAUAAAUUAUAUUAAUUAUUUAAUAUAUAGCGAGUUAUUGUUUAGGGUUAAGUUUUUAUGAAAAAUGUGUGGUUAGGAAAGAGUUUGCAUUUCUAUUUACAUUAAUAUUUCCUUUUUCUUUUUGUUAAACUGAAUUAUUAAAAGAAAUAUUUUUAAAAAAUGGCCAAAAAUUAUUAAAACAAACAACAUUUUGAUGGCCAAUUAAAAAUAAAGAAAUUCAGUUACAUUUAAUCAGUUUAAAAAACAAACAAAAAUUACCUACAUUCAUUAUCCUUCAUCAGAUAUUUUAUAUUUGUAUUUAUGUGUAAUACUAGCUGACCCGGAAAACGUUGUUUUGCCGUAUACAAUUUUUCUAGAAAAUAAUUUUUUAGUUAUGUGAAAAAAUAACUAAAGUUACUAUAAGUGUGUGGGGAUGUGGUUAUGAUUGAAAGAGGAAUGGACAACAGAAACUAACUAAUUAAUUAUUUUAUUCUUUAUACUUUAUUAAAUUGACAAAUAUAUAUUUUAAAUUAGGAACAGUGUCCCCAAUUUUCCACUGUAUUUAUCACCAAACCAACAUUUUUUCCUCUCCUUUAAUCUUGAAAAAAAAACGUCGCAUAUUUUGGUCAUUCUCUUAAUUCUCGUUGCUAGGAAAUAAAUGGAUCUGACAAUAAUAUUAAGUGAUUUAAAACGACAUGGGUCCUUUAUCCUCCUCGUUAGCAAAAUUAAACAGAUGCCAGUCUUCGCCAUCCCGAUGUUGUCGUCGAUGCGCGAGAUAUUUUUUUUUCUAAUUAAUUCCAUUUAAACCAACUUUCCUCUUCCUCAGCCCUUCUACCUCGGUUUCCUCAUCCCCUCAUUCGCCCUUUUUUAAUACAAAAUCUAGAGAUUGUAACAGGGGGGUAAAUAUCUAUACCGCCGGGAGGAACUCCUGACUAAUAUAAAUAUUCUUUCCGCCUGCUCUUAAAACAAAAAAAAUC
Eupeodes corollae is the source of this 2832-nucleotide messenger RNA. Its product is annotated as ras-interacting protein RIP3. Gene Ontology annotation, biological process: regulation of transcription by RNA polymerase II. Lineage: Eukaryota; Metazoa; Arthropoda; Insecta; Diptera; Syrphidae. The record is from RefSeq and is a predicted model, not a curated record. Bases 269 to 1741 code for a protein of 490 amino acids. The transcript has 3 exons. Gene Ontology annotation, cellular component: nucleus; transcription regulator complex.